AUGGCGGGAAAUUCUGGAGCUGACUUCAACUGCCUGGAGUUCUUCAAGGAAGAAAUCAGAAAUGAGAACGCCACCAUCAAAAUCGGUGCCGUGAACCAGUUGCAUCUCAUCGCUUCGGCGCUUGGUCCUCAGAGGACAGUAAGUGAGCUCAUCCCGUACGUUGUGCAGGUCGUUCAGGAGGAGCCCCUGUGCAACGAUGAUGAGUUCCUAUACUCCAUGGCAAGGCAGUAUGCAGUUCUCUCUGACUACAUCAACGGAAAUGACGAAAUGCUCAUCGCACCUUUGGAACAUCUGGCUGCACAAGAGGAGACAGUGAUCCGCGACCAGGCAAUUCAAUCCCUUUGCAAGGUCAUUGAGAAGAGGCCGGCUCUGGCCCCCGACUACCUAGUGCCAACUUUGCAUCGCUUGGCCACGAAGACCGAUUUCUUCACGGCGCGUGUGUCUGCCUGUGCCCUGUUGCCCUUGGCCUAUCGUCAUGUGAAGGAAGAUCAAAAGGGAGGCCUUCGCAAGGCCUUCACAAUGCUCUGUGCGGAUGAAACGCCCAUGGUGCGUCGUGCGGCAGCGCAUAAGAUGCGAGACUUUGUGUCCGUGUGUGCCAAACAGGACCUUCUCACAGACCUCAUUGGCGUCUACAAACAGUUGUCGCAGGAAGACACACAGGACACGAUCCGAGUGGCUUGCGUCCACGCGACCUUAGUCAUCGCCAAGAUGUUAAAUGCCGACGAGAAUCGCCAGCACACCGUGACCGUGAUCAAGGAGGCUGCAGAAGAUCGAUCCUGGCGUGUAAGGCUGACGGUGGCAAAAAACUUUGAUCAACUGUGUCAAGCCUUUGGCCCGGAGCUCACGGCUCAAAAGUUGAUGCAACCAUUUAUUCAGUUGAUGAAGGACAAUGAGCAGGAGGUGAGGAAGGAAGCAGUGCGUGUUAUUGAGGCAUGCCUGAACUUGCCGGAACCACUGACCAGCGAGCAACUUCAGCAGCACAUUUUGCCACAGUUCCAGCAAUUGGGCCUCGACUCUGCGCAGUCGGUGCGAGCUGCCUUGGCGCAGGUCUUAGGUCCCGUGGCCAAAGCCUUGGGUCGCGACGUGACUCAACGGCAGCUUCUGAGCCUCAUCUCGGAUCUCAUGAAGGACGAGUUCCACGAUGUGCGGCUGAACAUCGUGUCCCAUGCGGGUCUCAUUUGUGAAGUUUUGAGCGUGGAUGGCCUGGUCCAUUCGCUGCUGCACACCGUGCAGAAUCUCAUCAUGGAUAACCACUGGCGAAUCCGCCAGAGUGUCGUGGAGCAAGUACCCAAGCUGUCCCGGCUCUUUGGGAUGGAGAUGUUCCAGUCCAAGCUGGAGAGCAUCUUCCUCUCGAGCCUUCGAGACUCUGUGCACUCAGUGCGACAGGCUGCGAUUCAGCACUUGAAGGACAUUGCUGAAACCUUUGGCUCACAAUGGACCGUGGAGCAUCUCUUGCCCAAGUUGGUGGAACAGUACUCGGGCAGCGUUGGCUAUGCCAACCGCGUGACAACGCUGCACGUCCUGCCACAAGUUUCCUUUGUGAUGACGCCGGAACAGCUGGUUCAAUACAUCGUGCCUUUGCUGGUAAAGGCCACCAAGGAUAGCGUGCCCAACGUGCGCUUUUGCGCCUGCCGGACGAUUAUGUGGAUGAUGGAGCAUCAUAGCCUGGGCACACAGAACAUCAACACGAUCAUCAAACCGUGUUUGUCAGAGUUGGAGCAUGAUCCGGACAUCGAUGUCCAGUACUACGCACAAAGAGCCUUGUUGAGAGGCCUGCGAGCUGACGGUCCUCAGGUCUUCUGUGAGCAGGUGGCACCAGGCGGAUGGGAUCUUACUGUGGAUUUCACCGAUAUUGUCUUCAGCGUGGUACGCAGCUGGCAUCGCGCGUUUUUGGCCACCACCGAUGUGGCUUUCAUCCGUUCUGAGAUCAACGGACGCCGAAGCCGCCGUAUCGUACUCUUUGCGUUUUUCUGCGCAGAUGCCGUAGGAGGCGGUCUAUGGGCCUUCUGGUGUGAAAAUGGCGCUCCUGGGAGACCUACCGUGCCACAGGAAGCGCAGGAUACUGAGCAUGCCCAAGCCUGUCGCUCCUUUGGGGUGAACCACUAUCUCCUCUGGGGCACAGGCAUUCCCCUCGAGGGCCUUGUGUUGUUUCUGGCUGGACGGGAUCCCUGGUCCUUCUGGUCGGAUGCCUGGCUGUUACCUGUGUGGAUGGUGAGGCUGGGCUUGCUGGACGUGUUGCUUUGGAAUGUACCCCCACAAAUCCUGGUGGGCGACGCUCUUUGGUUUUCAGUGAUCGCAGUGAUGUGCCGUGUGCACUCCUUGGUACUGUGGAUCUUAGUUGCCUUCGAAGUGGCUUCGUUGAUGCUGGCAUUGGGUGAAGGCGGUUUGGUGGACAUCUUUGCCUUUGACCAUGUCCGGUAUGGCAUGUACAGCGUGGCUAUGCUGAUCAUCAUGGCAGGGGCCUACUUCUUGGAUGAACAAACUCGGCUGCAAUCCUUCGGCCAGGUGAUGUCUUUGCAGGAUCAAAAUGCGGCUUUGGCCGAGAUGAUGUUGCGCUGGAAGGUCCUACCCGAUGAGCAGAACUCCUCGCUGGGGGAUGGCCAGGAGGAUGCCUCUGUGGGAUCCAUCGGCAGCUCAAGUAGUGCCCUUCGUCACGGCGCAGCCUGGAAUCCUAGAGGCCGCCCCGGCCGCGUGCGUUUCUCGCUGCCCGCCGCUGCCGGUAAGGCGCCGGCCGCAGCGCUGCCCACGCGGCGCCCCAGGGAGGCCCUGGGAGGUCAUCAAACUGCCAGGAAUCUCAUGGAUGUCAUGGAGUGA
Messenger RNA from Cladocopium goreaui, 2814 nucleotides. Lineage: Eukaryota; Dinophyceae; Suessiales; Symbiodiniaceae. The record is from the annotation of a GenBank genome assembly.